Molecule: messenger RNA, 1785 nt
Organism: Botrytis cinerea B05.10
Lineage: Eukaryota; Fungi; Ascomycota; Leotiomycetes; Helotiales; Sclerotiniaceae
Exons: 6
Coding region: 151-1551 (466 amino acids)
Source: RefSeq, a predicted model, not a curated record
GAAUUAGCGAGUGUAGGACGAUGUAUCUGCUUACUUAGCAUGUUUGCUGUUCCUACUAACUGGUAUUCUCUUUCUGUUUCUGUAUUCGUUCGUGUCUUGGUUUGAUAUUUCUUCCUGGAAUACAUAUCGUCCGAUAUGGUUAUAUGAAAUAUGUUGAGAUUUUCAAUUGUAUGGUUUGCGCUCCUGGUUCUGGGUUGGGAUAAGGUUACGGCGCAGUCGAGCACUACGUCCAGUGCAGUGCCGACGCAUGUGAUUUCGGUGGGCAUAGAAGGAUUGCAGUUUACGCCUUCGGAAUUGAGUGCGAAUGUUAGUGAUGUGAUAGAAUUUCGAUUUUAUCCUCAGAAUCACUCGGUUGCGAGAGCAGAAUAUGGAAGCAACAGAGCGUGUAUUCCAUAUGAAGUUACGGGGAUCAAUAAGCAGGGCUUUUGGAGUGGUUUUCAUCCGAUCAAUGUGGUUUUAAAUGAUCCUCCGAAAUUCCAAGUCGUUGUCAAUGAUACGAAUCCGAUCUUCUUUUAUUGUUCAGCUCCAGGAGCGUGUCAUGAGGAUGGAAUGAUAGGUGUAGUCAAUGCUAACUCGACUCAAACACUCACAAGUCAAUUGGAAUAUGCGAAAAACUCGUCGUUACAAUUUAGUCCUGGCGAAAACUUUCCUGUCGAAGCCACUUCAUCCUCAUCUUCGACUGCUCAUCCCACUUCUACCUCGUCCUCGGGCGAAUCUCCCAACACCACAACCUCUCCUUCCACCAUAAUCGUUACAGGCUCUUCCCCCUCCUCCUCUUCCUCCUCCAAACUAUCCCCAGGCGCCAUAGCAGGAAUAGCCCUCGGUGCAUCCGCGCUCGUCCUCCUAGCCAGUGCCCUCCUCUACCUCUGCGGCCGUCAACGCACCAUCAAAGAAAUAAUCCGCCACAACUCCCGAUCCCCAAACAUGACUUCCCAUCCUCACCCCAAUCCGCAUCAUCCCGGUAGUUCAGACCCCCAAUCGUAUAUCGCGCCCUCGGCAACUCACUCAGAAACAACAUAUUACAAUAAACCUCGACAUCUCAUGAUGGAACACGAGAUUCGAGGACUGGGACAAUUUUCCCGCGCGGAAAGUGAAAACCAUUCGCAUCUUUCGGAUUCGAAUAUUGGGAGUGAGGGGUGCGGACGUAGUCGCAGUCGGAGUCCGGGGGCGGAUGAGUAUGGUAUGGUUAUUCCGCCGUUGAAUUUAGGGGGGAGUGGGAGCGGAAGUGGUGGGAGAGGAAUUGAGGGAAGUGCUAGUCCGAUUUAUCAUCAUGGGAAUGGGAAUACGGGUGGAAAUGUGAGUUUGCCGAAUAGUCCUGGGAUGCCUGGAUCUACGGGUGUACAAAUGGGGAUGGGAGAGAGCUGGGAACGGGAACAGGAAAGGGAGAGUGAGAGAUUGAGGGGAUUAAGAUCCUCUCCCCCCCCUGGGAAUCCAACCCAUUUCCACUCACAUAUUUCAUCAUCGGGACCCCACGAAUUGGCUACGCAUCACGAUCGAGAGAGUAGUAUACGCGGACAUAAGCAUGAUCGAUACGAUGAUCCGGAAAUGUGAAUAUUGAGUAAUUUUUUCUUUCCCUUUGCCUUUCGCUGAAUUAGAUAGGAGGUUAGCGAAUCAAGGGGGUGGGGAUACCUUCUUUUGGGAUGAGGGAGAGUCGCGAUGAUGGGUUACGAGGAGAGUUACAUUUUUGAAAGGCGUUGGAGUUGGAGGCUGGAGGUGUUGAGAGAAAUGUGGGUUCGAUUUUGGGAGGGGUUAGGUCAAAUGAGUAUCAAUAAUAACACCUUAUCA